Messenger RNA from Alnus glutinosa, 762 nucleotides. Its product is annotated as LRR receptor-like serine/threonine-protein kinase FLS2. Gene Ontology annotation, molecular function: ATP binding; protein binding; protein kinase activity. The coding region runs from base 1 to 762 and encodes 253 amino acids. The transcript has 3 exons. Lineage: Eukaryota; Viridiplantae; Streptophyta; Magnoliopsida; Fagales; Betulaceae. Gene Ontology annotation, biological process: protein phosphorylation. The record is from RefSeq and is a predicted model, not a curated record.
AUGGGAAGACUGAACAAGCUUCAAGCUCUUUAUCUUGAAAAUAAUAGACUAGAAGGUUCCAUCCCAUCUGAUCUUUGUCAAUUAAAGAGCUUGUCUGAGUUGUAUUUAACAGAUAAUACGCUUUUUGGACCUAUUCUUGCAUGUGUCUUGAGAGUAUUAGAUUUAUCAAGAAAUCUACUAUCGGGUGAUAUCGCAACAACAAUAUUAUGUGGCCUCAAAGAUAUGGCUAAUCUAUCCUUGGCAGGCAAUCAAUUAGAAGGUCCAAUUCUUGAAUCUUUUGGUGAAUUGGUAAGCUUGGAAUUUUUGAAUCUUUCAAGUAACAGUUUAUCUGGAGAGAUUCCCAACUCCUUAAAAGCACUUUUGUACCUCAAAUGUCUAAAUGUCUCUUUCAAUAGACUACGAGGAAAAAUUACUGUAGGACGACCAUUUGUACACUUAUUUGCUGCAUCAUUUAUGUCAAAUGAUGGAAUUUGUGGUGCUCUCCAAUUGCAAGUUACCCCAUGUAAAGAAGUGGAGGCUAAAUCACUACCACUAGCAACAUGGAGAAGAAUUUUCCAACAAGAACUUUUACAAGCAACAGAAGGGUUCAAUGCAAACAACUUAUUAGGUAAAGGGAGUUUUGAAUCAGUAUAUCGAGGGACACUUUCAGAUGGAAUGAUUGUUGCAAUAAAAGUUUUCAACUUGGAAGUGGUAGGGGCUUUCAAGAGUUUUGAUACAGAGUGUGGGGUACUAUGCAAUAUUCAUCAUCGAAAUCUUCUCUAA